UGGCCAUUACGUUCGCUCAUAUACAAUAAGUACACAUAAUACCCUGCUAAGCGCGCUGCACAUUAGCAUUCUGAGUCAUCCACCUUCAAACGAGGGAUGAACCGAAAACUCCAGUUAGAAUACCCACUUCAUCGCCUGGUUUACCUGGAUGACGUAGAAGAACUUAAAAAGGUACUGGCUAAUGAGGAAGUCGAGCUGGAAAAGUUGGAUUGUCGCGGAAGGACCCCUUUGAUGCUAGCCGUCACAUUAGGACACAAGCAGUGCGCAGAAGAACUCUUGAAAAAGGGAGCUGAUGCAGAUGCGCAAAAUAAAGAAAUGUGGUCGGUGAGCCAUGAAGCAAUAUCUUACGGCGAUCCAGAUAUGGUAAAAACAGUUCUCAUGCAUCGUGAUCAUCAAAGAAGUGUUAGAGGAGCGCAUGGUAUGAAGGAAAGCUUGCAGACUUUGGCGAACUCUACCGAUUUUUAUUGUGAGAUGGGUUGGGAGUUUGCAAGUUGGGUGCCCUUCAUCAGUCGAAUGUGCCCAUCGGAUACUUACAGGAUAUACAAACAAGGUGCAAAGGUCAGAAUUGAUACAACAUUAGUAGGAUUCGAAGCUUCAAGUUGGAAGAGAGGUAACCAAACGUAUAUUUUUCGAUUAGAAGAGGAUGGAGCUCCACAAUUCAUCAUCAUUGAUCAUGAGGCGAAAACUGCCAAUGUGCAAACCCUGAGGGAUGACGAGCCCCUGGAUGAGUUCGCUCCAACUGAAAGUGCUGUAGAGUUGCGGAUGACUUCGCCGAUAUCGACUACCUUUAUCGAUGUCGAUAAGAUUGGGUUUGAGCGCUCUUACCGUGGUGGACUUCUUGGCUGGAUAAGCAGCACAGAGAAAACGGAGACCAUUGAUGAGUACGAAUGCAAGGUCUUCAAUGCCUCCAAUGUGAAUCUUGUCACUAAAACUAGGAAGGAACAUUUGUCUGGAGAGGAGUCCAGUCGAGCUAGACAGGAGGAAGGCUCAAAUUUGCUUUCCAAUCUGCUGAGUACAAUCGUGAGAACUGAAACCAGUGAAGAAUCCACCAGCGAAAAUUUGGCUGAUACCGGUCUAACUGUAGAUGAAUAUUUAGACCCUGAAUUUCCUCUUAAUGGUGAUAUCGGUAAACCAAAGCAGGUGACGAAGAAGUCAAAUAAUUUCAAAGCAACAUUAUGGCUAGCAGAAGAUUUUCCCCUUUCAUUCCAAGAACAAGUCAUGCCUAUAGUUGAUUUGAUGGCUGCCAACAGUGCACAUUUUGCUAGGCUGCACAAUUUUAUCCGCAUGCAACUCCCUGCAGGUUUUCCUGUUAGGAUUGAAAUUCCCUUAUUCCAUGUUGUGAGCGCCAAGAUUACUUUUAGUCAAAUUAAUGAACCAGGACCGUUUGUAACACCCCUUGAGACAAUGGCCAACUUCAAAGUCACUGCGGUUGCUAUCGAGGAUGACCUUUUCGAAAUACCUGCGUCUUAUCGAACAAUCGACGAUUUGAAUACAAGUCUAUGGUGGCCAGAAGAUGAACAAGAUAUGUCCAAUCUACAUGGCGGUGCUUCCCCGAUGUACCAUCCUUCGAUGCAACAGCAAGAAGAAAUGUUAUUGCAACUUGCGAUUCAAGAAAGUUUUCGCACUGGUGAAAAUGCCGGUUCUGGAGCAAGCUUAGGUCCAUUGAUACCCGAUGCUUUACCUGUAUAUGACGAAGAAGCCGAAGAGCAAAGGCAACUAGCUGUGGCUAUCGAAGAGAGUUUACGAACAUCUGGCUUACCUCCAGCCGCUGCUGAUGCGGCUCCGGAGGAGGCCGAGGAUAGCCUUGCCCUGGCGUUGCGGCUUUCACGUGAUGAAGAACAGAGACGACGAGAGGAAGCUCAAAAGGAAGAAGAAGAGCUCCAACGUAUUUUACAACUUUCUCUAGUCGACAAAUAAGGUCUAAUUUUUCUAGUCUGAAUUAUGACAUAUUGUAAGUAGUUAACUAUCGCACAAGCUUUCCUUCACCUCGGCUCAAUAAGUUCUUGGUCACUAAUGGCGUACUACUUGUCCUACCUUACUCUUCGCUGUAAUGUUUUUUUUUGUUGUGUAGUGGCUUUAUCUAUAUCUAAUGAGAAAAUUCUAUCCCCUAGAUCUCUUGCAACUUUUCACUAUCCAAAUGAAAACUAUCUGACAACAUAAUCUUUUGUCUCAGCUGAAAUCCCCGGUAUGGCUCAUGGAACAACUCUAUAUAGUCCCAGUUAUCUGUGCUUUGGUGAACAUUACUACAUCAUGAUGGGUGUGCUUUUCCACUACUUCAAACCUGUACAAAACCUUGUAAAUAAAAAGUAAUUGGUGUGUUUUCACUACAAUUUGGAUAGCAGAUCAUAAGUAUUAUCACUGGAUGGCAAACUUCAAUACUGUGCCAUAUACAGCCGGCACUUUCUUCGUUGUACAUUAUUCUGCUGUCAAUGUUACCGUAGACAACAUGCAUAUGUAAGCAUGACCUGCUUCGAUUUAAGCGUCUUUAUUGUCCAAAUGUGUGUUGACUUAUUCUGCCUCGCCCUCAAUCAUAAUGGUGGCCAUAGCUAUAAAACUACUCUAAAAAUUCACGGCAAUUUACCCUGUCUAGGAUAAAGUUGUCUGAAGAAAC
Messenger RNA from Cylicocyclus nassatus, 2611 nucleotides. NCBI's taxonomy places the organism in Eukaryota, Metazoa, Nematoda, Chromadorea, Rhabditida, Strongylidae. The record is from the annotation of a GenBank genome assembly.